This is a messenger RNA of Triticum aestivum (bread wheat), 2273 nucleotides long. RefSeq lists its product as uncharacterized. Bases 326 to 1285 code for a protein of 319 amino acids. The record is from RefSeq and is a predicted model, not a curated record. The transcript has 4 exons. Lineage: Eukaryota; Viridiplantae; Streptophyta; Magnoliopsida; Poales; Poaceae. Gene Ontology annotation, molecular function: protein binding.
ACGGGAGGCACCCUAGCACUGCAUAUUUUCCCGGCCGUCUCCUAUGUAGAAGUUGUGAACAGGGGCAUCGCGUAGAAUAUUUUCGCUACGGCGCACGGUAGAGGAGUCCUGUCAGAGUCCGGCUUCCUCCCGUGUCGUGUUUCGUUAGGCUGCCCCUCCGCGGCCGGUGCCGACGCGAUCGAUCCCCCUUCCGCCUUGCCUUCUUGAAUCCGAAUUCAGAGCAAGCUCGCCCUGCCGCCUGAAAAUAAAUAGAGCAGCCGAUCGGAAGAGAGAGAGAGAGAGAGAGAAGAGAAAGAAUCGGUCCGCCUGUUUGGUCGUUACACCCAUGGGGUUGCUGGCAAUCAAUCGGCUCGUGUCUAUGCAGCCGGAUUGGCGUCGCCGGCCAACUCAAGGCCGCAAUGGAUUGGUGACUUCAUCCGUAGCCAAAAGAAAGGGCUCACCCUGCAGCCUACAUGAUGACAAUUCUGGGAGUGUUAAAAAAUCGAGAUAUUCAGGAUCACCCCUUCCAGAGGAUAUAUGGCAUCAUAUAUAUUCUCUGCUUCCUCUGCGAGAUGCUGCACGUGUUGCCUGCGUGUCUCAUACAUUUAAAAGUUACUGGAGACAUUUUCCCAAUCUCAGCUUAACUAGGGAAACACUGGGUUUGAAUGUCGGGGUGGAUGGAUUGUCAUGUCGAUGUGAAAUAGCGAUGGAUCUUGCAAGGAAAACCGACCACAUUCUCAAAAACCACUCAGGCAUUGGCGUUAAGGCAUUCAAGCUUGAAAUAUGUGGUUUCCCCUUUUUCAACAACUCUUGCGAUCUCGAUCGUUGGCUUCAUAUUGCUGCCAAACCAGGGAUUGAAGAACUUGACCUGAAGCUUUUAUCAACUUAUGUAGCUCUUUGUCCAAAAAAAUCUCAUGCAACUGUUUGUCGAAAGAUAUCUGAGGCGGCUUUUUGUCGAAAAAAAUCCCAUACAAAUGUGUACAACUUUCCAUGCUCACUUUUAGAUGGGAGUGGCAAGUCGAUCCAGCAGCUUCAUCUCAACAGUUGUGCCCUCCGCCCCACGACAGGACUUGGCCGCUUAAGAAGCCUGACUAGUCUCGAAUUUUUUCGUGUGCAUAUUACGGAAGAUGAGUUAAGGUGCCUUUUUUCCAGUUCAAUUGCUUUGGAGAAACUGGUACUGUGGUCCUGCAAUGAAUUAUCUUUCUUGGAGAUACCUAGCCUGUUGCAGCGGCUUAACCACCUGGUUAUACCAGGUAUUGGGCAUACAAGAACAUUCUGUAGUAUUAGUAAGAGGAGGAAGGGUUAAGUAUCUUUGAACUCGGUGUGAGAUAUCGCAUUAUUCGAGCUGGAUGCAGUCGCAGUAAAGAAUCAUCAACUCAUGGAUUGUGGAAAUAUGGAAAUGAUAAAGAGCAAAGCCCCUAAUCUAUACAUUUUUCAUUAUGGUGGUACCCUAAUACCGCUAUCACUUGGUGAUUCAUUGCAGAACCUAUGCAUUGAUGCUUUAUUAGGUCGCCAAGACGUUGUUCAUUAUCCUUGGGCCGAUCUUCUGCGCAUGGUGCCACAUCUUGAAGAUCUCGAAAUAUCUUCGUAUUGUGCGAGGGAUACACUGGUGGUGCCUGGCAAAUUCCUCCACCUCCAAUGCCUAUGUAUUGGGGCUUUUAACCCAGACUAUGAUUAUCUAUGCAAUGCAGGUAGAUGCGGGUCGCGUGAGGCAAGAAUCGGUUUUAGGAGAAUCUUCACAUGAUCUACGGCAGAUGCCAGGACACGUGCAUCGGAACAUGAAGGAUGUGGUUAUCAUUGGCUUUUGUUCUGCAAAGAGCAUGGUUGAGCUAACAUGCCAUAUGCUUGAGAAUGCGAAGUCGCUAGAGUACCUUACACUGAACACCUCUUCGAACCCUGAAAUUUUGUGCUCUGAUAGUGAAAAUGGUAGAUGCCUCCCGAUGAGCAAGCAUAUGAGGAUGGAAGCCCGCAAAGCGCUCUUGGCCGUGGAAAGAUUCAUUUUGGGGAAAGUUCCCUAUAGUAUGGAGUUAGAAGUUGUGAAGUCUUGCAGCCGGUGCAAUAAUACAACAUUUUUAUUAUUUGACCAACCAUCAGGAGAAGCAAAUACAAGGGGUACACUAAUUACUAAGACUGAGCAAGUCGCAGUUAAUGCAAAAACAGCUAAUUGGAAAGCAAUAGUCAUAUUUCUAAUCCUCCAAGUUACAAUAGUCUUGAAAUUUAGCCCAGGAAUAUGUGAUCUUUUAAGCCAGGUGCAUGUUCUUGGCAUUGUAAUUUCUUUUUCCUCGCACCAUUUU